GAAAUUUGUGAAAAAACUCUUCCUUCAAAUCAUCCUGAUUUGGCUAUUUCAUACAACAACAUCGGUUUGGUGUAUGACAACAUGGGAGAGUACUCAAAAGCACUUUCAUAUUACGAAAAAGCACUUGAAAUUAAACAAAAAACUCUUCCUUCAAAUCAUCCGUCAUUGGCUACUUCGUACAAUAGCAUCGGUUUGGUGUAUGACAACAUGGGAGAGUACUCAAAAGCGCUUUCAUAUUAUGAACGUGCUCAGGACAUAAACCAGCGUACAUUACCUCCAACUCAUCCUCAUAUAAAAAUUACGAAAGAGAAUAUUGAAAUUGUAAAAAAGAAAUUAUAA
Adineta steineri is the source of this 339-nucleotide messenger RNA. NCBI's taxonomy places the organism in Eukaryota, Metazoa, Rotifera, Eurotatoria, Adinetida, Adinetidae. The record is from the annotation of a GenBank genome assembly.